CACCACGCCUGAGAAGUUCUUCAUCGAGGCUUGUGAUGACGGCUGUGAGGACGUCCUGGCCAUCGACAGAGUGUCCACUGAGAUGAUACUCACAGUGAGGAGGGACGUCCCCGCCUCCGCAGACAGCCGGCCGAUAAGUGGCCUCAUGGGGGACGAUCCGCCUGGUGGCAGGUAUGUACCUGGUGGUCAUCACGAAGAAGAAGAAGGUGGGAGACCUGCUGGGACACGCUGUGUGGAAAGCUCUGGAGUUUGACAUCAUCUCGUACAAGAAGACAAUAUUACACCUGACUGACAACCAGAUGCAGGACAACAAGACGUUCCUGUCCAUGAUCAACCACGUGCUGCACACCGACGGCUUCUACUUCGCGACGGACUACGACCUGACACACACUCUGCAGCGACUCGCCAACACCAGCCCCGAGUUCCAGGAGAUGAGUCUUCUGGAGAGGGCGGAUCAGCGUUUUGUGUGGAACGGUCACCUGUUGAGAGAGUUCAUGACUCAGCCCGAGCUACACAAGUUUGUGUUUCCUGUUAUCCACGGCUUCAUCGCUCUGAGGUCGAGCUGCAUCAACGGGAAAGUGUUUGAGUGGAGUAUCAUCUCCAGGAGGAGCUGCUUCAGAGCCGGAGUGCGAUACUACGUCAGAGGUAUUGAUACUGAGGGUCAUGCUGCUAACUACGUGGAAACAGAGCAGGUGGUGCAGUUCAACAGCGCCAAGGCCUCGUAUGUUCAGACCAGAGGCUCCAUCCCCUUCUUCUGGUCCCAGAGACCAAACCUCAAGUACAAACCAAAACCACAGAUCAGCAAGACUGUCAACCAU
Labrus bergylta (ballan wrasse) is the source of this 818-nucleotide messenger RNA. The record is from RefSeq and is a predicted model, not a curated record. Lineage: Eukaryota; Metazoa; Chordata; Actinopteri; Labriformes; Labridae.